AUGCGCAAGAAAGGUGGGUCCCUGGAGGUCCUGUGGGCGGGGCGGGCGGGCGUCGGCGGAGAGCGGGGCGGGGAAGCGAGAAGGCACGCGCAGAAGGUCCCCGCCAAGAAGUGGGACCUGCCGCAGACGCGGGCCCAGGAGCUGGGCUGGUUCAUCUCGCAGCCGGUGCGCGCGGACGCCCUGCGGGCGCGGCGCCUGGCGAAGCGGUACGACCCGAUGCUCACCGCCUCCGCAGGGCCCAGUGGCGGCUUGGUGCUCACCGCCAGCAGCUCCGCCCCGUGCCUGUCCGCCAGCCAGCCGGGCGGGCCGCGCCUCAGCCCGCUGAUGCCGGACUGCGGGCCCGCGCCCGAGAUGUCCGUGCUGAACACGCCGCAGUGGCGCAAACCGCGGGGCCAGUGCGCCAUCACGAAGUACGCGGACAUUUACGUCAAACAAAUGCGUUGCAGCCCUUUCAACCAGUCCCUGGCGGGGCGGUGA
Prorocentrum cordatum is the source of this 477-nucleotide messenger RNA. The record is from the annotation of a GenBank genome assembly. NCBI's taxonomy places the organism in Eukaryota, Dinophyceae, Prorocentrales, Prorocentraceae.